Kwoniella shivajii is the source of this 1173-nucleotide messenger RNA. RefSeq lists its product as uncharacterized. Gene Ontology annotation, molecular function: histone deacetylase activity, NAD-dependent; NAD+ binding. Gene Ontology annotation, cellular component: nucleus. The transcript is spliced from 6 exons. The record is from RefSeq and is a predicted model, not a curated record. Lineage: Eukaryota; Fungi; Basidiomycota; Tremellomycetes; Tremellales; Cryptococcaceae. The coding region runs from base 1 to 1173 and encodes 390 amino acids.
AUGAGGCGUGCUCAUCUUCAUCCUCUCCACUCACUACAGGCUGAACCAGGUCUCGAAGAGGAUGAGAGUGUUGAAUCACUGAAAAGAGUUGCUGAAUUGAUCAGUUCUGGAAAAGCGAAAAAUAUUUGCCUUUUGUUGGGAGCAGGAAUAUCAACUUCAGCUGGAAUACCAGAUUUUCGUUCACCCAAUACUGGAUUAUAUCAUAAUCUUCAAAAAUUGAAUUUACCUUUCCCGGAAGCUGUGUUUGAAUUGAAUUUUUUCAACAGGAAUCCUGAACCAUUUUGGACUUUGGCUAAAGAAUUAUAUCCUGGUAAACAUUUCCCUACACCGACACAUUACUUCCUACCUUUAUUGCACAGACAUGGUCUACUCAAACGAGUGUUCACACAGAAUAUAGAUACUCUCGAAACAUUAGCGGGAUUACCACCAGACAUAAUCGUUGAAGCUCAUGGAUCAUUCGCUAAUUCACAUUGUCUGAGAUGUCGACGUGAAGUAGAUAGAGACGAAGUAUUGAAAGCGGGCGUAAGGAGAGGGGAGGUCGUGAGAUGUUCUGGCAAUAUCAAGAAAAAAGGAAAAGGAGAGCACGCUUGCGGAGGAUUGGUUAAACCUGAUAUCGUCUUUUUUGGUGAAGGUUUGCCUGAUAGAUUUUUCCGACUCAUUCCAGAACUCAAGCAAUGUGAUCUUCUCUUGGUCAUAGGCACUUCACUUCAAGUUCAGCCUUUUGCAUCCCUAGUCGAUCGAGUUCCAGCUACUUGUCCUCGGCUGCUUAUCAAUCGGGAACCAGUCGGACCAUUCUCGAAUCUACCUUCAACGCGCCCUACCGGUUUCACCAAAAACUUAGAUAAGAUCUUGCAUCAAGAGUCAACAGGACAUAACAUAGGACAUGAGAGCAGGGACAUGUACUGGGAAGGUGAUGCCGACGAAGGGAUAUCCCGCAUAAUAGAUCAAUUAGGCUGGAGAGAUGAAUUCGAGGAAUUGAUCGAGAACGGCAAAAAGCAGUUGGAGAAGCAGUAUGAAGACGCUGAAAGACUAGAAAGUCAGAUGGAAAAGAAGGAAGCGCAUACCGCCGAGAAGAAAGCCAAGAAGGGUACAGAAGCUGUAAAGGAAAUCGUAGGCGAAAAGACAGAAGGAGAAGAUCUAGAAGAAGCUAUCAGACGUCAAUUAAGAUUAUAA